This is a messenger RNA of Danio aesculapii, 897 nucleotides long. Its product is annotated as histone H1-like. Gene Ontology annotation, molecular function: DNA binding; structural constituent of chromatin. The transcript has a single exon. The record is from RefSeq and is a predicted model, not a curated record. Gene Ontology annotation, cellular component: nucleosome. Gene Ontology annotation, biological process: nucleosome assembly. Lineage: Eukaryota; Metazoa; Chordata; Actinopteri; Cypriniformes; Danionidae. The coding region runs from base 165 to 767 and encodes 200 amino acids.
AGAGAAGAAAACACAAGAGUGAGGCGUUCUAGCAGGCGCACAAACCCCGAGCUGCGCGAAUUGAGUCUAUAAGGUUCUCAUGCGCCUUUAAAGAGUAGCGGCGCUCCGUCCUUCCUGAAUCAGAUUCAGAUCGAGUUGUGAAUACCCAAGAUCCGCUCAGAGUAAUGGCAGAAACCGCCCCAGCUCCAGCUGCAGCCGCGCCGGCUAAAGCGCCCAGGAAGAAGACUGCUGUUAAAGCCAAGAAGGCCGGACCAGGCGUUGGCGAACUGAUCGUCAAAGCAGUGUCCGCGUCUAAGGAGAGGAGCGGUAUGUCCCUCGCCGCCAUGAAGAAAGCCCUUGCCGCCAGUGGCUACGACGUGGAGAAGAACAACUCCCGCGUCAAGCUUGCCAUCAAGGGUAUGGUGACUAAAGGUGUUCUGGUGCAGGUCAAGGGGACCGGUGCCUCCGGCUCUUUCAAGCUCAACAAGAAGCAGGCCGAGCCCAAGAAGAAACCAGCCAAGAAAGCGGCUCCCAAAGCCAAGAAACCCGCCGCCGCCAAAAAGCCCAAGAGCGCUGCUGUAAAGAAGCCCGCCGCUAAGAAGUCGCCCAAGAAGGCCAAGAAACCCGCAGCUGCCCCCAAAAAGGCUACAAAGAGCCCCAAGAAGGCCAAGAAGCCCGCGGCCCCCAAGAAAGCAGCCAAGAGCCCCAAGAAAGCCAAGGUGGCUAAGCCCAAGACGGCGAAGCCUAAAGCGGCCAAGCCUAAAAAGGCAGCACCCAAGAAGAAGUAAACGACAUCUUCAGCUGUUUGAUCCUCAACGGCUCUUUUAAGAGCCACCCACAAAUUCUGAAGAAAGAGCAGAGCUCCUUAAUUAAACUGAUACAUUAAGACAUUAACCCAAUACUUUAUUAAACACAUUU